This is a messenger RNA of Engraulis encrasicolus (European anchovy), 2360 nucleotides long. RefSeq names its product HAUS augmin-like complex, subunit 6 (gene haus6). NCBI's taxonomy places the organism in Eukaryota, Metazoa, Chordata, Actinopteri, Clupeiformes, Engraulidae. The record is from RefSeq and is a predicted model, not a curated record. The transcript has 6 exons. Bases 455 to 1843 code for a protein of 462 amino acids.
ACCAGAGGACAAGAUAAACACCAACCUACUGCUGCUACCACCCACACCACUUACAGAACCAGAGACUGAGCCACUACAGAGGACAGAGGAUGCCAAGGUGGAGACCCGGAAGCCAGCAGAAGAGAAAAAAAGCAUUUUCAGGGCGGCAGCAGAGCAGAUUUCAGACCAGGAGCCAGCGCCGUACUGGGGCCAAACUGCCAUUAGGCCAUGCGGUUUGGAAUCCCCCAGACCCAGAACUCCCAUCAGGCCGUGUGGUUUGGAAUCUCCGAGACCCAGCAGUCCUGUGUGGCUAACGCCAUCGAAGCCUGUCCAGAACUCUCCUGUCGGAUCUGUUCUCGAGGUCAAGAUCAACACGACGAAGCCUGUCAAGGCUGCUGAGACAAAGGGCGGCACGUCAGCCAAGGCUGAGACACAGUCACAGGCUAAUAUCUCUGGCAAGGUGGAGACGCCAAAGAUGUCGGCGGUGAAGAAGAAGCAAGCGGACAUACUGCACAUGGAACUGGAAAACUUGGCCGAGCAGUUUGCGCUGGCUGUGACCACCAGUCCAUCAGGAGGCGCUGCAGAAGAGGGCAUGUCUCUGGAGCACCUGCUGAGUAGUAUGAUACAACCUUUAUCGGCACGAAGACAACUGCCACGCACACCCGAACAAAUACUAAGUGAGGUGCGUACGUCGUGGCGUAAGGUGAUGGAGGAUAGCGUUACCCAGAAGUCCUCUGCCACUACCACCACCACCACUGCAGCUCGGCCUUCCGGAAAGUUCCCAGACAGCUUCACAGGCCUCUUCACGCCCUUCUCUGAGGCCAGGGGAGACCCAAGCCUGAACCCCAAACCAGACACCAGCCUGUACCCCAAUAACACAUUUACCCUGAGCAGCAGUAGCAACACGGAGGCUGCAACUCGCGCCGUCUCUGUCCCUCUGGACGUCACCUACGACAACUCCGCCCCUCUCGAUGUGACCACCGCGUCGUCUGAGAGCUUCUGUCUGCGGCCUCCUGUGACGCCUGCGACGAUGCAGUACAACACCAGCGGUGACCAGCAGGGGGCGGCAUUUCCUCCUCUCACCACCUCCUUUGACUCCUCCAUAUCCCUGUCCCACCGCCACCACACCGAGACUUUGGGCUCCUCCACCACUCAGAGAGCGCACGAAACGGAGCACUCGUCCAAUGAAAAUUCGCACGAGGCUUCUGCCUUGGCCAAUCAUAAUUCGUAUGAGGCUUCUGCCUUGACCAAUCACAGUUUGUAUGAGGUUUCGGCCUUGGCCAAUCCCAGCUCUCGAGACGGCUUCGAUUUCGAUUUCAGCCUGGCCAAUGAGAGUCUUCCAGACCUGUCUAGCUGCGACAGCCUGCUGGCGAACGAAAGCCUCGUGAGUAACACCACCGCUAGUCCGAGCAUCUCAAGACGAGACUCAGACGACAUGCCUGAGGAUGAAGAAGAUGAUGAUGAUGAGGAGGAGGAGGAGGAUGGUGGUGAUGAUGAAAAACAGGAAGUGAAAGAACUUGUGUCGCCGCAGUUCCCCUCUCAGCCAGCAGAUGGAGACAACAAGGCGGCGGCGGCGGUGUUGUACGCGCGCCAGAGGCUGCAGGCCAUCCGGGAGAGAGCCACGGCCUUGGACCAGGAUCUGAACCUGCUCUCCUUCUCCCCCACACCCAGCACCUUAGCCAAGGGCCGGGGACACGGGGAGGAGGCUGGAGGAUGGGAGAACCACACAUCACAGCAACAGCAGGAGCCCUUCUUCUCAUUAGACCUGGAGGAGCUGGAUAGCCCCGCCCUGUCUGCGCGUCACCAUGGAGACAUGCGUCACCUUCCCAACCUGCUCUCCUUCUCUCCAGUUAAACAGCUGUAGAUGGAGGAUCAAGUUGGUUGGGUUGGGGGGCUUGUUCAUAUUUGUACACAACCAGUCAAAUCCCAUCAAAUGCAGAGGCAUGUACAUACUUUUACACGUACAUUUGUAAGCAGAUUGCAUUGUAGUUUGUCAUUCAGUGCAUGUGUGCGCUGUGUCCAUUAGGAUGAGCAACUCCAAAAUUAUGUGUGUCUUUUACAGGGAUGAGAAUUAAGACGUGUCAACGUUUACCAGCCAUUAAUAAAUAAAAUGAACAUACCAUCACCAGCCACUGAACUGUAUACUUAAUACUUUGUGCCUACCAGCCAUUUAUGUAAUUUGCCAGCACUUUGGCAAGACCGUCUGUGCCAUUUUCCAUCCCUCGUAAUGUAAAUAAAAAUUAGUGUGUUUCUUAACCGAAGAGUCUUCUACGUGUUGUACUAAAAUUGUCUUAUGUUCAUGAUUACUAAUUUUUAAUGGAAACAUUGUGUAUGUAGUGUCUGUCUUUCUCGCAAAUAAAGAAACUUGACUAGAAUAACCA